AAUCAAACCAAAUCGACUGAAUUGGGCAAUCUCAGUCUUAUGGAGAGAGGAAGCUCUGUCAGCUCUACUGAAGAUGUGGAUCUAAAAACCGAUGAAAGCCAAAGAAUAUCCAAACAGUCCCAGCCUGCCACCUCCUGCACCCGAUGGUGCGUCGUUGAAGGAGUCGCAAAACACGACAACGAAAUCUCCUGGAAGCGCAUCAAGCUCAAAGGUGGAAGACCAGUCGUUCCUAACAGAUUUGGGAAGUACAUCCCGUUUGUUCUUGAGCCGAGUAAUAUUGACGUGCCCUGUGACUUUCGAGAUAAUUUCAUCUGUGGUCUGUGUGUAAGAGAUAAUGAGAGGUUAAAUGGAGAACGAUUUGGUUCAACCGUCCCCUUGGCGACUAGGAAACAACGGCUGGCAUCUCAAAGAAGUGACUCUCACAAUGCUUCAGAUGAUGAAGACAACGAGACCCUGUUGAGUACUUUCACUAGAGGAGACGGAAUCCGUGCAUCUGUCAAACGCAAGCGUGUAGAAGAUCAUUCCCGUCGAACAGAAAGCCAAGACGGUUUAGAACUAGAAUGCCAGGCGCUGCUCACGAAAAGACAAAGAAACUCUCUUUCCACGUCUAAUCCAAGGAUCCCGGCCAGUCCAGUUGUGAGGAAAGCGAGAGGCGAAAAAUUAAAACUACCAAGAAACCAUAAAAAGGCUUGGCGCCCGAAAAAGACAUCGCGAUCCAUGUCACCGCUGAAAGUGGUCGAAGACGCUUCAUUUGCGCAGAAAGUCGAAGCGAUCAUCAAGACUACUUUACCAGGAUCAGAAGAAGAACUAAACAUGAUCAUGAGCAAGAACUGCCGUGUUCAAAGAUCACCGACAAAGAACUGA
This is a messenger RNA of Actinia tenebrosa (Australian red waratah sea anemone), 864 nucleotides long. RefSeq lists its product as uncharacterized. The record is from RefSeq and is a predicted model, not a curated record. Lineage: Eukaryota; Metazoa; Cnidaria; Anthozoa; Actiniaria; Actiniidae.